Molecule: messenger RNA, 1066 nt
Organism: Contarinia nasturtii (swede midge)
Lineage: Eukaryota; Metazoa; Arthropoda; Insecta; Diptera; Cecidomyiidae
Exons: 4
Coding region: 30-980 (316 amino acids)
Source: RefSeq, a predicted model, not a curated record
UUUCCCUUCCUUGCAUCAUUCGUUUCGCGAUGUUAAAUCAUAAGAUCCUCAUUUUAAUUGUGGGUGUUAUCGUGUUUAUGGAUGUACUCCAAGCAUUGGACUCCAACACACCACUACUACGCUUCAAUCCCAAUAAUUGCGGUAUUUCUGGUGUUUUCAGAAAAUUUCUCGAGUUCCCAAACCUUGUGGUGGAAGCAGAGGCAUUAAAGGAGCGUGGAGGAUUAGUAUGGAAACGUCCUAACACAUAUGAUACACAGUUUCCACACACGUGGCAUACAUUCAAAGCAAAGAACACCUCUGGUGACGAAGUUGAAUUCAUAAUUAAAGAUAUUCCCCGGAAUAGAUACAAUGAAGUUGUAGACUUGAUGGCUUUAUAUACUUUAAGAUAUAAGCCAAUAUAUAAAACACUGUCUUUGUGGUCCGAUGCAGAUGCUGUAAAAUACCUUAAAAAGCAAUGGGGCCUAGUAUUGCAGCAACAGAUGUCGGUGGCCUGUUUCAGAAACGAUGGUUCGGAUGAUAUUAUUGGUAUUAACAUAUUGGCGGUACAACGAAAGGAUGAUGUUAUGUAUAAAUUGCUUCCAAGUGUUGAAAGUUACAAUCUCAGAGUGUUAUUUGGAUUUAUGAGAGACUUGUAUGAAUUUGAUUUAUUUGGACACUACAAAGUUGAUGAGUUUUUAGGAAGUUUUGGUAUUGGAAUUGACCCAAAGUAUGCGAAUUUUGGAAUCGAUGCGGAAUUUCUUAAGAUACGACAAGAGAUUUGUCGAAAUUUUGGCAUAAAGUUAACGUCAACGAUAUUCACAUCACCAGAGUCCAAUGCUUUAGCCAAUGACAUUCAUUUUAAAAUGGACAAAGGUCUGAGCUUUGCCAAGAUGCAUGAAGUAAUUCCAGAAUUUCCGUAUGUUAACAGAUGGGGAAUGGCGCUCAGGUCUAUUCAUUUUGGGAAAAAAACAAAUCGCUAUAAUUACAGUACAUUUAAAUAAAAUGUAACAGAACGACAACUGCCAAAACAAAUCGCUUUUAAUUUCUUAAAUUGAAGUUUUAAAUAAAGUGAUAUUAUUCUCCAAAA